Molecule: messenger RNA, 3888 nt
Organism: Marmota monax (woodchuck)
Lineage: Eukaryota; Metazoa; Chordata; Mammalia; Rodentia; Sciuridae
Gene: CUNH5orf47
Product: chromosome unknown C5orf47 homolog
Exons: 5
Coding region: 18-515 (165 amino acids)
Source: RefSeq, a predicted model, not a curated record
CCGCGCGACAGAGUAAGAUGGCGCCAGCGGGCCGCGGGGAGCGGCGGACUCCAGCGCACUUCGUCUACGUGACCCGCUUCGGCUCGCACCAGUGUGGCUGCGUGUUGCAGCUGGGUGGCCCUCGGGUUUCCGGCCGCGGAUGGUCAAGGCCCGAGACCCGCGGAGGCCCAAAGGAACCGCGGGAGGCGGCGGCAGGGUUCCUGAGCGGCGGCGAGCUGCCCGCGGGUCCCGAGCGCAGGGUCCCCGCGGGCCGUGCCGGCAGGUCCCGGCUGCGGGCGUCGAGCGCGCCAGGCCGCCCCGGCCCUGCAGGUGUCAUUCAGAAAGAUGCAGCUAAAAAGUUUGAUUUUCCUAUACCAGUGAAUGAAGCCUCCAAAAUAAUGAAAAAAAGGAAAAAGGUUUCAGUAUGGAACAGUGUUUACAAAGUCAUUUCUAGAAUGCUUGAAGAAAAUGAAAAAUAUAGACUCAGGCUGAAAUGCCAGAAGUUAUCUAGUGAAAACUCAGAUUACACAAGAUGAAUCUCAUGCUCAUCUUUUGUUUUCGGCGGACACAACAUCUUUGUUUGUAUGUGGUGCUGAGGAUCGAACCCGGGCCGCACGCAUGCCAGGCGAGCACGCUACCGCUUGAGCCACAUCCCCAGCCCUCAACUUGUCCUCUUGAUGCAACCAGGAGAUGCAGUAAACACAAGAUGUGUGAGGUUGCUACUGGCAUAACAGUAGACUUGUAUACUUUAAAACAACAACAAAGCAUAGUAUAGUAAAUAUAUAAACCAUUAAAGUUAUUAUUAUUACUGUGCAUAAUGUAUGUGCUAUACUUUACUAUAUUUUUUCUUUUGCAAUGCUGGGGAUCAAACCUUGGGCCAUAUGCAUGCCUGCAUGCACUCUACCACUGAGCUACAUCCCCAGCCCUGUGCUGAUUUUUAUAUGAUUGGUAGAACAAUAGGUUUGUUUAUACCAGCAUCAUCACAAACACGUGAAGAAUGCAUUGUGUUAGCAUGUCUGUGAUGUCACUGUUGUGUAUGAAAUUUGUUGUUGGCCAAGAUAUUAUUAUGUGAUGUAUGAUUUUAUUUUCAUGUUCUGUUUUGGACUCUGUGGUAGAUGUUUUAUGCUUAGAUGUGCAGGGCAGGAAGAGGAGGAAAAUGAAAGAUUUUAGUGAAUACAGAAUGGAGAAGAAAUAUGUCAAUAUUUCCAAUAAUCGUUCAGCCAUUUAUUUCAGAUCACUCAGAUGAUUUCAAAUGAACUUUGGAAUUAUGAGGAAAUAUCAGUGGGAUCUUCUAACACAGAAGUAACGGAAGGUUUUUUUUUUUUUUUUUUUUUUUUUCAUCUAAUGCAACAUGAAGAAAGGCUAACGUUUUAGAAAAGUCUUGAGUAAUCUAGGACCCUUCAGGAAACAGGUUUAUAAAACAGUAAAAUAAUAGUUUAGAACAAGGGAACAGGCUUGAGGGAGCAGGGAGGCUGAAAACUCUGGGAGUGGAUGGGGGAGUAGCACUGCACAGCCUUUUACUAUGGGGGAACACUUGAUGAGGCAGAGGUAUGCCACUGGAGUAGUAUCUACGUUUCUAAGUGGGGAUCAUAGCUAUGUGCUGGUAGUAUACAGAAGGAUUCACCUGAAUCCUCAGAGUUUGCAAAGGUGGUCUAUUCUUAGCUUGUGUUGGAAGGUGGUGCAGGAGCCCCACCUUUAAGGCAAGAGAUGUCCUUCUCGGGAACUGCCUCACUUCUCUGUCUAAUUAGGAUUAAGUCCUAGUGUAACCCAACUGGAAAAGUACUCGGCCAGAUAAAGGAAGAAGGAGAGAAAACAUAGAAAGCUCUUUAAGAGUUAGUUAGCAUGUAUUGGCAUGAACAAGGGACAUAUCUGGGAUGGAUGUUGAGACUGCAUGAUCAAAGAGGCUAGAAUUCAAGCCUAUAGAUAAUCAGUGAUCCACGUACUUUGGGACGCUUUUUUAGAUGCUUGGGAAAAAAAAUACUUAGGAAUAUUGAUCAAAGGUUCUGAGUUGACAUUGAUACUUAGAACUGCAAAGCAUCUUCUAGGCACCCCUAUUAGAAUGGAAUCUUCUAGGAAUGAGGUAAUAAAUGGAAUCCUGACUAAAGUCUGGUGCACAAUGCACCCACUGGGUUUAUAAACCUACCCAGUAGUCACUUCCCCAUUUCCCAGGUAUGUAACAGGAGUUGAAGUACCUGGUGGUUGAAGUAACCCCCACAUUGGAUACUUGUCCUGGGCAGUAAGAGUUAUAUUGGGAAAAGAUGAGUGGAAAUAUCUAAAAUUGUCCCACUGCUCCUAGAUAAGAUAUUAAAUAAAGAGCAAGAUGAUGUUUUACAGGUGUGGAAGGAUGGCAAAGAUUAUAGCUACAAUGAAAAUGUGAAAGACUGUAGACUACUACAGACUUCGUUGAACAGUAGCCCUGAUCACAGCCUCUGUGUUAGACAGACAUCAUUGGUAGAGUAGGAACAUGGUAUUGAUGUGGUAAAUGCAUUCCUUUCCAUCCUAAUCAGAGAAGGACAGUUUUUAAAGUGAUACAUUUAUCACCUAAGAACAUUGAUUAUAUCAGCCCAUAUAUUAGGUGACAUGGAAAUUUGUCAACUUAAGUGGAAACCAGUGCAGAAAAGAGCUCUGUAGCAGGUCUGGGCUGUGGUGUAAGUAAUCCUGCUGCUUGGGUCAUAUUAUCUGGCAGAUCUUAUGGUGUUGAAGAUGUCAGUACUGGAAAAAGAUGUAAUGUGUUGCUUAUGGAAAAUCUUAGACAGGUCCUAUAAUGGGAUUAUGGAUCAAAAUCAUGCUGCCCACAGCACAAAAUUAAAUGCCUUUUGAAAAACAGCUUCCGAUAUGUUUCUGGACUCUGGUAGAGACAAAUUGCCUAGCUAGGACGCACCAAGUAUGUAUGCACCUGGAACUUUGUGAAUAGGAUUCUUUUGGAACCCAUCAAGUCAAAAGCAACAGCCUUGGGUUGUUGGGGCACAUCAGUACGGCCUCAGGAGGGGAGAAGUCUGGGGUCCUGAUUCAGCCUUUAAUGAUGUGGGUAUGGUGAGGGCCCCCGUUUCUUCCAUGGCACUUGGCUGGAGUGCAGUGGUUAUUUCCUUAAAUUUUGUCUCGCUAGGCUAUCCCUUUCUUGGUUUUCUGGGGGCAGGGGUGGAUUGUUAGGGUCCGUAAACAAGUCAAGAUGGCACUUGGCAUUUUGCCAGAGGGAGUGGUUUGUGAAGUAACGCCAGCGAGCCAUUAAGAUGAUAGAGAUUCCUUAAUGACUGACUGCUGUGUCUAGAUUAUGUCAACUAAGUUAAGCUGUGUGUAAUCAUUAAGAUGAUGAUUCCUUAUUGGUUGACUGCUGUACCUAGUUUAUGUUAAUUAAGAUAAGCUGUGUGAAAUUAGUUAUGUAUAUAUACCCCUACUGUCCUACAAUAAACGGCUCCCACUCCUGCUGUAUCAACCUUCACAAGUUGCUCGUCACCCCCCCCCCCCCCCCCCCGUUAGUUUGCUGCAGCCAGACUUCGGCAGUGGCUAUUGAUUGAAAGCAGGUUUCCCUUGGACCAUUUUUGUCCAUGCCUGGUGGCAUUUUCAAGUGUCCAGUUUCUUCAGCUUCAAGUCUGGAAUAUAUGAAGCAAAAAGAAAAUCUAGGGAACUCACCGUGAUGGUGUUUCAUGAGUCAUAAGGUCUUGAUCCAGUCUUUCUCUUUCCUUUCCUCUCCGCCUUAUGUUUGUUUUGCAUAUAACGUCCAAGAUUUUUAGUCUUAACAUUUUCUAGAAGGAAUAGGAAAACAUAUGUCUACUCCAUUUCCCUGGAAGCAUAGUCUCAACUGAUAUUUUAUGAGGUAAUGAAACAUUUAAUUCAAUGAAGAAAGGGUUAUUUUUUCAAUAAAUGGUGCUGGAACAAUUGGGUAUCAUGUGCAAAAAAAAAAAAAAAGAA